CCCAUAAUUAGGAAAGCCGGCGACGGUGCCUAAUUUGUUCUUUCGCUUCCCACGGAGCAGCCGCAGCAUCGUCUUCUCAGAUCUGUCUCCCUCGUCACUGAGAAAGAGAGAGAAAACAGAGGUCUCUUUGCCGUUGACAUGGCGAUUAGGGUUUUUCUUAUUUCCCUUUUAUUCUUGUCGACCACAAUCACUACCUUUUCACUUUACGAAGAUCAAGUAGGCCUCAUGGACUGGCAUCAACAAUACAUAGGGAAAGUGAAGGACGCAGUAUUCCAUACACAGAAGACUGGUAGAAAGCGCGUUGUUGUUUCCACUGAAGAGAAUGUUAUAGCUUCCCUUGAUCUUCGGCAUGGCGAGAUUUUUUGGAGGCAUGUUCUUGGGAGCAAUGAUGCUAUCGACAGAAUUGAUAUUGCCUUGGGGAAAUACGUCAUUACCCUUUCAUCAGAGGGGAGUAUUCUAAGAGCAUGGAAUCUUCCUGAUGGGCAGAUGGUGUGGGAAUCAUUUCUUAAGGGCCCAAAUCACUCAAAAUCGUUAUUGUUGGUGCCGACAAGCUUGAAAGUUGACAAGGACAAUGUGAUUAUUGUGUUUGGUAAAGGAGGCCUCCAUGCUGUUUCUAGCAUACAUGGCGAGAUUCUCUGGCAGAAGGAUUUUGCUGCUGAAAGUUUUGAGGUUCAGCAUGUGAUUCAGCCUCUUGGAAGUGAUAUAAUAUAUGUUGUAGGAUUUGUUGGUUCAUCUCAGUUUAAUGUGUACCAAAUGAAUGCAAAGAAUGGAGAGCUGCUGAAGCAUGAAAGUGCGGCAUUAUCUGGUGGUUUUUCAGGGGAAGUUUCUUUAGUUUCUAGUAACACACUUGUUAUGCUGGAUUCCACUGGUUCAACUUUGAUAACAGUGAACUUUCAUAAUGGAGAAAUCAACUUUCAGAAAACAGACAUAUCAGAUCUGAUUAAAGAGUCCUUAGGGAUGGCAACGAUAUUACCUUCAAAACUUGCUGGAAUGUUUGCUUUGAAAACCACUACAUUUAUGAUAUUUAUAAGAGUGACAGAUGAAGGAAAGUUGGAGGUGGUAGAUAAAAUCAAUCAUGUAACAGCUGUUAGUGAUGCUCUCUCAUUCUCCGAGGGUCAACAAGCAUUUGCAUUGGUUGAACAUUACAACAAUGACAUUUACCUUACAGUGAAGCUUGGGCAAGAGUGGAAUAGUGAUUUGCUUAAGGAAAGCAUUAAAUUGGACGACCAAAGAGGUUUGGUCCAUAAGGUUUUCAUAAACAAUUAUAUCCGGACAGAUAGGUCUCAUGGGUUUAGGGCUUUGAUUGUCAUGGAAGAUCAUUCACUUUUACUGCUACAACAAGGUGAGAUUGUCUGGUGUAGGGAGGAUGGCCUUGCCUCUGUUAUAGAUGCAACAACAUCCGAACUUCCUGUGGAAAAGGAAGGCGUAUCGGUAGCAAAAGUGGAAGAGAACCUUUUCGAAUGGCUCAAGGGACAUAUUCUGAAGAUUAAGGGCACCUUAAUGCUUGCAAGCCCUGAGGAGGUUGUGAACAUACAAGCCAUGAGGUUGAAAAGCUCUGAGAAGAGCAAAAUGACCCGAGACCAUAAUGGGUUCCGGAAGCUGCUAAUUGUGCUUACUAAAUCUGGGAAGGUUUUUGCCUUGCAUACUGGAGAUGGACGGAUUGUGUGGUCUCUCUUGUUAAAUUCUCUGCGUAAAUCAGAAACAUGUGAAAACCCAACUGGGCUUAAUUUGUAUCAGUGGCGGGUUCCUCAUCACCAUGCGAUGGAUGAGAAUCCAUCUGUUCUGGUAGUUGGCAGGUGUAGAUCAAAUUCAGAUGCACCUGGUGUACUUUCUUUUGUUGAUACUUACACGGGGAAGGAGCUUGGUUCUUCCAGUCUUGUUCAUUCUGUUGUCCAAGUGAUUUUGCUUCCAUUUACAGAUUCAAAUGAACAACGGCUACAUCUGCUAAUAGAUGCUAAACAACGAGCACAUUUAUACCCAAAAAACCCUGAGGCUGUUGGUAUUUUUCAGCGUGAGUUUUCUAACAUUUACUGGUACUCAGUUGAGGCUGAUGAUGGCAUUAUUAAAGGACAUGUGUUGAAGGACAAUUGCAUUGGCGAAGUAUCAGAUGAAUAUUGCUUUGAAACCAAGGAGAUAUGGUCGAUUGUAUUUCCCUUGGAGUCAGAAAAGAUCAUCACAACUGUGACAAGAAAGUUGAAUGAGGUGGUUCAUACUCAGGCAAAGGUUAUAGCAGACCAAGAUGUGAUGUAUAAAUAUAUAUCAAAAAAUUUACUUUUCGUGGUGACUGUUGCACCAAAGGCCACUGGAGGUAUUGGAUCAGCUACUCCAGAGGAAUCAUGGUUGGUUGCUUAUCUUAUCGAUUCAGUAACUGGUCGUAUAUUGCAUCGCAUGACUCAUCAUGGCUCACAUGGUCCUGUCCAUGCGGUUUUUAGUGAAAACUGGGUUGUCUACCACUACUUUAAUCUUAGAGCACACAGAUAUGAGAUGUCAGUCAUUGAAAUUUUUGACCAGUCUCGAGCUGACAACAAAGAUGUUUGGAAGCUUGUUCUGGGAAAGCAUAAUCUCACUUCUCCCAUUUCUUCCUAUUCUCGACUAGAGGUCAUAACAAAGUCACAGUCAUACUUUUUUACCCAUUCUGUCAAAGCAAUAGCUGUUACAUCUACGGCCAAGGGUAUAACUUCAAAGCAGUUGCUUAUUGGUACAGUUGGUGAUCAGGUUUUGGCACUGGAUAAGCGUUUCUUGGAUCCCCGUCGAUCAAUUAAUCCCACACAAGCAGAGAAAGAGGAAGGAAUGAUACCUCUUACAGAUUCAUUGCCAAUAAUUCCUCAGUCGUAUGUUACACAUAGCCUUAAAGUGGAGGGUCUCCGAGGCAUUGUAACAGUGCCUGCUAAGCUUGAAUCAACCGCGCUGGUCUUUGUCUAUGGUGUGGAUCUCUUUUUCACUCGGCUUGCGCCCUCGAGGACCUAUGAUUCACUUACUGAGGAUUUUAGCUACGCAUUGUUGCUAAUGACAAUUGUUGCACUUGUCGUGGCAAUCUUUGUCACGUGGAUUUUGUCAGAGAAGAAAGAGCUACGAGACAAGUGGAGGUGAAUUUAGUUCUCUAGUCUCUGUGCCAUAAUUUAUUUUCCUCUCUUCAGAUUAAAACAAAACGUCAUCUUGACUUAAACUGAUUUUGUAGUGCGCCUUCUUUUAGCUGCAAUUUUUUGCGUCAUUAAUACAUUAGGAAAUGUUAACAUCAUGUAUUGAAAUUUAGAUGUCGCAAGGAAAUUGUUCCUCGAUAAUUGUUUUUUUUUA
Hevea brasiliensis (rubber tree) is the source of this 3294-nucleotide messenger RNA. RefSeq lists its product as uncharacterized. Lineage: Eukaryota; Viridiplantae; Streptophyta; Magnoliopsida; Malpighiales; Euphorbiaceae. Gene Ontology annotation, cellular component: EMC complex. Gene Ontology annotation, biological process: protein folding in endoplasmic reticulum. The record is from RefSeq and is a predicted model, not a curated record. The transcript has 12 exons. Gene Ontology annotation, molecular function: protein binding. Bases 139 to 3090 code for a protein of 983 amino acids.